Eubalaena glacialis (North Atlantic right whale) is the source of this 616-nucleotide messenger RNA. It is a transcript of the gene CSTB, whose product is annotated as cystatin B. NCBI's taxonomy places the organism in Eukaryota, Metazoa, Chordata, Mammalia, Artiodactyla, Balaenidae. Gene Ontology annotation, cellular component: cytosol. Gene Ontology annotation, molecular function: cysteine-type endopeptidase inhibitor activity. The record is from RefSeq and is a predicted model, not a curated record. The transcript has 3 exons. The coding region runs from base 121 to 414 and encodes 97 amino acids.
CAGGACCGGGGCUCGAUUUCGGUCAGCUGCUCCCGCCACAGUUCGCUGCUCCAGCGCGUCCGCUGCUGCCGAGUGACCGCCGCCUGGUGUCCACGCCCGCCCGCCCCGCCCGCUGCCGAGAUGAUGUGCGGCGCGCCCACCGCCACGCAGCCGGCCACGGCCGACAUCCAGGCCAUCGCCGACCGGGUGAGGUCCCAGCUGGAAGAGAAGGAGAAGAAGUUCCCGAUGUUCAAGGCUGUGGAGUUCAAGAGCCAGGUGGUCGCCGGGAUGGUCUACUUCAUCAAGGUUCAAGUGGACGAGGACAACUUCGUGCACAUUCGAGCAUUUGAAAGCCUCCCACAUGAGAGAAAGCCCUUGGCCUUGGUCGGCUACCAGACCCACAAAAGCAGACACGACGAGCUGACCUACUUCUAGUCCUACACGACGGGCACAGAGCCCGUCGCCCACGUGGGUCUCUCCACUGCCAACCUGUGUCUGGGAGCUCACGCGGUGCCACUCGGGGUGGGGGUGGGGGUGGGGGUGGGGGGUGGGACGCACCUCUCCGGUGUCUCUGUUCCUCACUUUCAUUGUGUUCAUUUUUUUCUCCCAAUGAUCUUAAGUAAAUUACUUUCAAGGA